AUGGGGGCCGGCGACCUGAUCGUGGUCCCCGAGACCGCCACCAUCUCGGAGGCGGCCGCGCUGCUGUGCCGCGGCCUGGAGGAGAGCCAGCGCGCCGGCGAGGACCGCCUGUCGCGGGCCAGCUCCCAGGACGUGAUCGCCGCCCUCGGCGGCGUCGCGUAUUCCACGAGCUCCUAUUCCGAUAGCGAAAGACCCCGUGGCUGUCGCCAGGUGGACGAGCUCGAGCGCGAGAAGAAGCUGAUCCUGGACGGGCGCAUGUCCCUGGACGAGGCCCCGAAGGAGCUCGUCGACCACCCCGUCUUCCAGAUCUCCCAGUUCAUCAAAAACGUGCUCCUCGGUGGAAAGAUCCCCUGGUACCUGCAGGCGGCUCGCAACCACGUCCAUCCCGCACGCCUGCAUGAAAUGGCGUCCAGCGUGUCGCACAGCACUUCCUCGCGGGCCAUCCUCACCUUGUCGAGGAGCUGCGUGGCGUCCGAGGACGGCGGCGAGAGGGCCGCGGCCACGCCCACGACCCUGGCGGCGGCUGCGGGGCCCGUGGCCUCCGCCACCGUGUCCACCUCCUCGCGGCUGGCCUCCCCCAGGGCCAACUCCCCGAGAGACGCCUCACCCCGAGACGGACAGAGCGAGGCCGGCGCGGCGGCGGAGGGCACCGAGGCCGGCGGCGAGGAGGGUGGCACCGCCCAGGAAGGCGAGGCCGAGGAGGACGCCGACGUGCAGGAAGGGGUGGUCGAGUCCCCGGAGCCCGCGACAGACACCCAAGACGGCGAGGUGGUCAUCCAGGUGCAGGAGAACGACGACGACGAGGAGGAGGAGGGCGAUGAGGAAGAGGAGGACAUGUCCGGCAUGUCCGCCUGCGACUUCGAGGAAGACUUUGACAGACAGGCCGACGUCGAGCGGGGUUACAUGUUCACGCAAGAGGACUUCGACCGCAUCAAGUUCGAGGCCGAGAGUGUCAAAAAGAUGUGGGAGCUCGAGACAGUGGAGGAACUGUACGCGCUCGCCGAGUCCAUCGUCAAGGAGAUGGUGGCCCAGGGCGGGGGCGCGGUGCCGGCGCCGGCCAAACCCGAGGACCGCACCCCGUCGCCGGCGAGGUCGACCAAGUCACCGCCGCCGGGUUGAGCUCCGGCCGUGGUCGGGGCAGAAGAGUGGGCGAGGGAGAUACAGUGGGGGACCCGAACGGUUGUGCAUCAAAAUGUGUUGUUUUUUCUACGACGUCCUAAUUUAAUGUUAUAAUUAUCUGAAAAUAAAAAUUCUUAAUAGCACCGC
Molecule: messenger RNA, 1266 nt
Organism: Frankliniella occidentalis (western flower thrips)
Lineage: Eukaryota; Metazoa; Arthropoda; Insecta; Thysanoptera; Thripidae
Product: neurosecretory protein VGF-like
Exons: 6
Coding region: 1-1119 (372 amino acids)
Source: RefSeq, a predicted model, not a curated record